Molecule: messenger RNA, 1557 nt
Organism: Hypomesus transpacificus
Lineage: Eukaryota; Metazoa; Chordata; Actinopteri; Osmeriformes; Osmeridae
Product: putative nuclease HARBI1
Exons: 3
Coding region: 886-1374 (162 amino acids)
Source: RefSeq, a predicted model, not a curated record
UCCCAAUACUCUUUUGGAGCUAGGGGUAGGGCUAAGACGAAGGGGUAUACACCCCUUAAAACCAAGUAAGAUCAGGGCCCGUAUCUUUAAAGAAUUUUUGUGCAAAAAGUGGCUCCUAGCGGCCAAAUUCUAAGAAAAUUCUCAGAGGCAUGACGUUUUCUUAGAAUUUCCCCUAAAAGUGACACGACAAUCCCAGUUAAUAUAAAAGCUAUUCCUCAAGAGUCCUAGCGCUUAAAAGGGCUCUUAAGGCGAGAUCUGCUUAGAGCAGGGAAGAGGACUUUUAGUGGCUUAGGAGUUACCCUAAGCAGCUGCACAAAAUGGCCAACAGAGGAGUCAGGAGAGAUGUCCUGCAAACACUGGAUGACAGGGAAUUAUUGAGACGCUACAGAUUGGAUCGUGCAGGAAUCAUGUUUGUGGUGGAUCUCCUUAGAGAUGAAAUUACUUCACCAACUCGAUGCCACAACGCUAUUACACCGGAGAAGAAAGUAAUCACAAGCCUGAGGUAUUUGGCAACAGGGAAAAUGCAACAAUGCAGCAGUGAUGACUUGGGUCUGUCCCAAUCCUCCGUCAGCAGUCAUCACCCAAACACUGACAGCUUUGUCACAACCUAAUAUUGUGACACAAUUUGUUUAAUUCCCGCUGGAUGCCCGCACUUUACACACACAUAAAAGGGAAUUUAUGGACAUUGCAGGAUUCCCUGCCAUUGUGGGUGUAAUUGAUGGAACACAACUCUGAUGGCGCAGAAUAAUUGCGCCAUCAGAGGACGAGGCUGUCUUUGUUAACGGGAAGAAUUUCCACAGCAUAAAUGUGCAAAUAGUGUUCAAUGCGGCCUGUAAGAUCUUGGACAUUGUGGCUAAAUGGCCAGGCUCCACACAUGAUGCGAGAAUGCUCUCCGUGAGUGGCAUCAGACAGCUUUUUGAGAGACGCUAUGUGCCAGCUAAUUGCCACUUGUUAGGGGACAGUGGCUACCCAUGCAAACCAUGGCUCCUUACACCUUACCUCCAGCCACGCCAAGGGCCCCAACUAAACUAUAACAGGGCCCACAAGACAAGAGCGGUGGUGGAGCGUGGCAUAGGCCAGCUUAAGAGGCACUUUCAUGUUCUCCACGGAGAGGUGCGGCUGAGGCCUGAAAGAGUCAGCAAAGUCAUCAUAGCCUGUGCAAUAUUACACAAUAUUUGCAAGGUUAGACAGAUUGCAGAACCUCUGGAGGAUGGCGAUGAGGAUGGAGACAACGAUGAGGAUGGUGGUGAACAAGAUAUUCACAUUCAACAGGGGAACCUAGCCCAGAGUGGACUGCCUUACAGGGCAAACUUCACAAAUUUAUAUUUCAGGUAUGCUGCCGGAGCAGGUGCUGCGGAUGGGAAUGGUGUUUGAUCCGCCGGGCUAUCCUGAGUAGCAGCUACAGAUGGUUCAGACGGCAAUGUUGUCGGCAAACUUGAUGGGCCCGGUUCUUGUGAUGGCUUCAUGCUACAGAAAUACAUAGGCCUAGUUUAAUUAUUGUUUUGAUUAAAUUAAUUUAAUACAAUGAGCAUGGAUAACACAUGAAAUGGCUUCUGC